AUGGACCGCAAUCGCAUCCAAACUUCGCGGUCGUCUAAAGCCACUUCACAAGUCAUAUCCUCUUUACAAACCCCAAAACUCAAAGAUUCCUGUGACAAAUGCUCUGCCUCCAAAGUACGUUGUACAAAGGAGAAGCCCUUCUGUGCCCGCUGCGAUAAGCUCGGGUACCCAUGCUUUUACAGCCCAGCAAGACGGGCUGGCCGCCCCUACCGGUCAAAAAAACAAUUUCCAGAAGCGGGGAACAGCGAAGAGUCAAAUCAAUCCUCUGUGAGAGAUAUAACAACGACUCAGUUUGUAGAUGAGAGCGCGAGACUAUACUCUCGCUUCAAUGCCUCCACACCCGUCAACGUGACCUCCAAUAGCUCAAUCUCAAAUUCCACUUUGCGAGCCAAUUCCACACGGCCCAACAACGAAAAUGAACAUCACGACCAUAGCGCGGCAAGGAGCCACUACGUCUCCGAUCCGGACUGUAUGCUAGUCGCUCUCGACCUAUUGUCCGAAAUAGAAGGUUCAGCAGAGCAAUUGAGACGAGUAUAUCCCGUAGACGCAAGUCUUCUCAACACAACUGCACAAACCAUCACAGCAGCCUUCCAUCGCCUUUCUACAAUUCUGAUGUGCCCUUGCUCCGAGAGAGCGGAGGUGGGGAUGCUAGUUUCCGCAAUUUGCAUGUCCAUCAUCGACACGCUUGCCAUGACAAUUACGAACAUUGCAGGAGACCGGACUUCCACCGGGUUGCCCAGUCAGCCGAUGCCAUGGGAUAGUUCCGGUGUCGGGUCUCAUGGCUCCCUUGGGAGUGAGGCUACAACUAUGCAGGUUUUGACAGAACUUUCGAAGGUGGCUAGGCUCAUUUUGCAGCUUACUGAGCGGUACGACAAAGGGGGUUGGGGUUUAAAUGGGGGGAAUAUAGGAGAUGGAUCGGAGCUGCCAACGGACUUUCUGCCGGGAAUAGCUACUUUCUUGCGGGAGAGGCUACAGCAAAUUACGACCAACGCUGCUCAUUGCGUUGGAUAG
Messenger RNA from Penicillium vulpinum, 1011 nucleotides. Its product is annotated as Zn(II)2Cys6 transcription factor domain-containing protein. The record is from RefSeq and is a predicted model, not a curated record. Gene Ontology annotation, molecular function: DNA-binding transcription factor activity, RNA polymerase II-specific; zinc ion binding. The transcript has a single exon. NCBI's taxonomy places the organism in Eukaryota, Fungi, Ascomycota, Eurotiomycetes, Eurotiales, Aspergillaceae. Gene Ontology annotation, biological process: regulation of DNA-templated transcription. Bases 1 to 1011 code for a protein of 336 amino acids.